Messenger RNA from Prorocentrum cordatum, 1430 nucleotides. Lineage: Eukaryota; Dinophyceae; Prorocentrales; Prorocentraceae. The record is from the annotation of a GenBank genome assembly.
CUGCGCAUGAGCUGGCAGCCCUCGCCUGGGCCGCCGCCGCCGUGGCGGCCGCCGCGUGCGCGGCCCUCGUCCUCGCGCUGCUGGCCCGCCUGGGCCGUUCCCGCGGCGGGCGCCUCCCGGAGGGCGCCCGAGCCCGGGCCGCAGCGGCGGCCACGCACCCGCUGUGGAUUGCCUGCGGCCUCUCGCGGGAGGAGGUGGAGAGCUUCGGGCGGCAGCUCGUCCUGGCCAGGGUGGGCGUGCAGGGCCAGCGGGCGCUCCUCGGGGCCCGCGUGCUGGUCGUCGGCGCCGGCGGGCUGGGGUGCCCCGUGGCGCUGUACCUCUGCGCCGCGGGGGUGGGCCGCCUGGGGAUUGUCGACGGGGACCGCGUCGCGGCCAGCAACCUCCACAGGCAGAUCGGGCACGGCUGGCGCGGCGUGGGGGAGAGCAAGGCGGAGUCGCUGCGGCGGGCGUGCCUGGCCAUCCACGGCCGCGGCAGCGUCACCGCGCACGCGGUGCGGCUCUCGGGCACACUGGAGGCCGCGGAGCUGAUGGAUCAGUACGAUCUAGUGAUUGAUUGCACAGACGCGCCUCCCAGUAGAUAUCUGCUCAGCGACGCGGCUGUCCGCGCAGGACGACCGCUGGUCGCUGCCAGCGCCGUGGCCCUCAGCGGACAGCUUGCCGUCUACAACUUCGACGGGGGGCCUUGCCUGCGCUGCGUCUUCCCCACGCCGCCUGGCACAGCCGAAGCUGCAGAGACAGUGGCGUCGUGCGAGGAAAAUGGCGUCCUGGGCCCCGUGGUGGGCGUCGUGGGCGCGCUCGCCGCUCUGGAGGCCGUGAAGCUAAUCGCGGGCGGCAGCCUCCUGGAGGCUUGCAUGCGCGACCGCCUACUCCUGUACGACGCGGCGGACGCGGCCCAGCCUUGCCGGGCUCUGAAGAUCAGGAAGAGGCCGGGAUGCGAGGGCUGCGGCCGUGCCGCGGGCUCCCCGCCGCCCGCGGAGCUGGCGUGCCCGUGCGUGCAGGCCCCAGCUGGCGCCUGCGCUGUCCCCGCGAUGUCCCCGGCCGCGCUGGCGCGGCGCCUCUGCGAAGGGCAGCCCACGGUGGUGGUGGACGUCCGGCCGCCUCCUCACUUCGAGGUCUCCAGCCUGGCCGGGGCGAGCAAUUGGCCCCUGCCGGAGCUGGAGCUGGCAGCGCUGGACCACGUCAGGGACCGCGCCGCAUCGCUGGGGGCGCGCCCUCUGGCCCCGGCGGGCGUGGCAGCCGGGCCGGCCGAGGCGCCCUCGGCGCCGCUGCUGGUCUGCGUCUGCCGCCGCGGCAACGACAGCCUGCGGGGCGCAGCGCGCCUGCGGGACGCCGGGUUCGAGGCGUGGAACCUGGAGGGGGGGCUGCGGGCAUUUGCAGCCUCGUGCCAGGAGCACUGCGAGGCUGGCCUGGAGGUGCCGCCCAUCACAUGA